This is a messenger RNA of Drosophila eugracilis, 1452 nucleotides long. Its product is annotated as sperm-associated antigen 7. Bases 203 to 961 code for a protein of 252 amino acids. Lineage: Eukaryota; Metazoa; Arthropoda; Insecta; Diptera; Drosophilidae. The transcript has 2 exons. The record is from RefSeq and is a predicted model, not a curated record. Gene Ontology annotation, molecular function: nucleic acid binding.
UAAAUUUGGUGCACAAGCACCGGUUGCCAAUAUAAUUAUAAUUUCUUUUACCUACAUAAAACAAACAAAUCAACAACAAUCGAACACCCCAACGGGCUAAUAAUAAACGCCAGAGAGUGGCGCACAUCCGCCAAUUGAUCAACAAGAAACUAGGAAUUGUAAAGAAAACACAACCGAAAAGGGAGAAAAACACGGCUGAAAAAUGGACCUGCUCGACUCUAUACUUAAUGCAAUGGAUGCACCGCCUGCCAAUAACGAGCAGCAGAAGACGCUGAUCAAAAAACAGCGCGAAAUGAUGGAGCGUAUGCAGAACAAACAGAAGGAGGAGCUUCUUCGAUUCCGGAAGUAUGUGGACGAACGGAUGGGUCGAUUCGCCAAGGAUGACAGACAGUUCAUUGAAUUCCAGCCGCUGGAUAAGGUACAUCGCUCUGUGAUCCACGAAGUAGCCGAAAAUGGCGGUUUUAUUGCCAUGAGCUUUGGCCGCGAGGACGUGGACCGGCACUCGGUUGUGUACAAAAAGGAGCAUGCUCCUGGCGAGGACGAGGUCACGGCCAGACGAAAUGGAGACGGCUGGAAUGCUGAGAUAGCCAAGGAGUAUGCGGAACGACGGCGGGAGCGAUUGGCGCAAGAACAGAGUGACAAGGAAGCGUCCACCUCUGUGGCGGCGAACUCAUCCUCAUCCACGUCUGCUGCCGCGGAUCAAGACGCCGGCGAAGUAAAACCUACGACCAACUAUAAGGCCAAGUAUGCCCACCUCAUAGGAGAGUCGGCCGCAUUGCAGGCUGCUCGCAAGACGGAGACCAACCAAAGCUACGGUUUUGUGCCCAGCAAGAACAAGAAGGACGUGCGUUCCAUCGAACAAACGCUGGCCGAUAUUCAGGCCAAAAAGCGUCUGCGAUUGGCACAGCAACAGGAACUGGAGCAGGCACAGGAGGCAACCACAACCUCGGAGGAUCCAUGAGGCUGGGAUACAAAUAGUAUACAGAUAGAUAGCUCACUUAAUGCAAGACUGUCGUAAUCCAAAAAAUAUGAUUAUACUCCAUAAGGCUCUUAUAAAACUAUAGUCAUAUAGUUGUAUUGUUCCCAAUUCCUAUUCGAUUAUAUUUGAAAAACCAAACCAAAAUUGAACAUUUUAAAUAUGUCUAGGUAUAUUUGUAGAAUUUUUUGGAAAAACCUUUUGCAUAAAUUGUAAUCAUAUCCAUUUACCCUUGAAUACUUUCUUAAAAUGGAAUAUUUUUCGAGUUAUGACAGCCUUGUAUCGAGUAAGAUUAGUUUUGUUGAUUCAGAUUAGUCACAUGCAAGGUCACUGACUGCCAUGUAAAUCAUAAGUAAUAAGCAAUUUAAUUUGUUGGCCAAUAAGGAUGCGAAAGUUAGAUGUUUAGAACAAGUUAUGUAUCCGCAACAGCGUCCGAAUCGCAAUAUCUAUUUAUAUAAUAAAAAUAUAGAAAAGUA